CUUCUCCCGCCCGUGCGCGUCCACGCGAGAGCCGGGUUUGCGUUGUAACGGAGAGGCGGAUUGAACCGGGAAUUUCGGUAGAGAGUAAGCGGUGUAGCCGAAGCGCAGACAUGGCAGCGAUCCGUAAGAAGCUGGUGAUCGUGGGCGACGGGGCCUGUGGAAAGACCUGUCUGCUGAUAGUCUUCAGUAAGGACCAGUUUCCAGAGGUCUAUGUCCCGACAGUCUUUGAGAACUACGUAGCUGACAUCGAGGUGGACAGCAAACAGGUGGAGCUGGCUCUCUGGGACACAGCCGGACAGGAGGACUAUGAUCGGCUCAGGCCUCUGUCCUACCCCGACACAGACGUUAUCCUCAUGUGCUUCUCCAUAGACAGUCCAGACAGUUUAGAAAACAUCCCUGAGAAGUGGACUCCGGAGGUGAAGCAUUUCUGCCCUAAUGUGCCCAUCAUCCUGGUCGGGAACAAGAAGGACCUGAGGAACGACGAGCACACGCGCCGCGAGCUGGCCAAGAUGAAACAGGAGCCAGUGAAGCCAGAGGAGGGCCGGGACAUGGCAAACCGCAUCGGUGCCUUUGGCUACAUGGAGUGCUCAGCCAAGACAAAGGACGGCGUGAGGGAGGUGUUCGAGAUGGCCACCAGGGCGGCGCUACAGGCCCGACGUGGCAAAAAACAAUCAAAAUGCCUUCUUUUGUAAAGAAACUAAACAAAGUGAAAGUGUCUGUACUCCCAGAGAAAGGAGAAAGCAGGCGAGCCCAGGCAGGCCCCCCAUCCCCAAACUCUCUCUACAGCCAUUAACUUGAUUUCAAAACCUCCCAGUUGAUGUUUGUUAAUCGUAGUGUGAUCCUAGUGUCUUUCAGCAGUCUGGCCUUCCAGUUGUCCUUUUUUUGUUUUUAUUGAUCUGUAACAAGUUCCAUUUUUUUUUUUUUU
This is a messenger RNA of Polyodon spathula (Mississippi paddlefish), 925 nucleotides long. RefSeq names its product transforming protein RhoA. Gene Ontology annotation, biological process: stress fiber assembly; cell migration; small GTPase-mediated signal transduction. The record is from RefSeq and is a predicted model, not a curated record. The transcript is spliced from 5 exons. Gene Ontology annotation, molecular function: GTP binding; GTPase activity. The coding region runs from base 111 to 692 and encodes 193 amino acids. NCBI's taxonomy places the organism in Eukaryota, Metazoa, Chordata, Actinopteri, Acipenseriformes, Polyodontidae. Gene Ontology annotation, cellular component: dendritic spine; cleavage furrow.